Molecule: messenger RNA, 3512 nt
Organism: Owenia fusiformis
Lineage: Eukaryota; Metazoa; Annelida; Polychaeta; Sabellida; Oweniidae
Source: the annotation of a GenBank genome assembly
CGAUAAUCCAAACUAAACUUAGUUUGUUUUCAUUAGUUUUUAUUUUGGCGCAACGGACUGCAAUGAGUGUUGAAAUAAAAGUUGCAUUAUUUGCCCCUCGUGAACACAAGGAUUAUAAUGCAUCUAGUAGUUUAGGGGCAGUGAGUUUGGCUUUAGAAGACAUACGGGCGAAUGAAUCAUUACUUGCUGGUCACAACCUUACAGUCGAGUGGUACAAUUGUCACUGUAACAACAAGAUGGCCGCUGGAACAGCUGUAGAACUUUACAUUAAUAGAACAGUGGACGUCUUCCUCGGACCCCCUUGCUCUGAAGCCAUGGAACCAGUUGCACUUUUGGCAUCUUAUUGGAAUAUUCCCGUAUUUGGAUGGAUCUCCAGUGACAGAGGACUGAGCGAUAAAAGCCUCUAUUCAACUCUGGUUCGCUCACUUGGGCCAUUGGAUAAAUUAGGUGAUAUCAUUGGCGCAAUAGUUCAAUACUACAACUGGACAACCGCUGUCAUGGUAACCGAAGAAACAGACGAUCUUUUGCAAAUCGAGAAUGCCAUAAAACGAGAGUUCCGCACGCUUGGAAUACGCCUAACGACACUGCAAAUCAAACCCAAUGAAACUACAGACGAAAAUAUAGAAACUGUCCUGAGAAGUGUUCAAAGUCUUGGAAGAAUUGUUAUAAUGGCCAUAGAGAUACUGAAGAUUAGGCAGUUUAUGUUGGUGGCAUACGAUCUUGGGAUGACAUCCAAUGAGUACGUUUAUUGGACGCUGGAACAGGUACCUACUGAUGUUUGGCUCUAUGGUAACGAGUCUUGGAUAGGUGACGAUGGAAGAGACAGUGAAGCAAGGGAAGCUAUGGAGUCCGUGUUUCAUUUGUCAAUUGCAGAUGGUGUUUUGGAAGAUUAUAACGAUAGACAGUAUAAACGAUUUCUUAAUGAAUCUUAUGUCGCUGGUCAGAGAUCUAAAUGGAAGGAAUCUGUAGAAAUAGUAAAGGGUGAUGUGUAUACCCCAUUUUUGUACGAUGCCCUGUACAUCUAUGCAACAGUUGCUGACGAACUUAUCAGCAACUCGGAUGACCACAGAAACGGACGCCUUGUGUUUGAUACCGUUUCAGGCAGAGAAUUCAAAGGAAAAAGUGGCACAGCUAUGAUAGAUUACUAUGGCGACAGGGAACCAAGUUAUUGGAUUUUGGAUCAAAACGAGGCUGGAUUCUUCCACAUAUCGGGUGUUAUUAAGCCAAUCUUAGGAAAUAACUCCAUUUCGUGGGAAUACAUACACGUGAAUGAACCUAGGUGGGCAGGAGGUCGGGUAGGGUACAAUUCAGCCCCUCCCGAUACACCUCGGUGUGGUUUUGAUGGUAAACACUGCCCUGGACGAGAUGACCUACUAAUGUCUGUCAUUGCGCCUGUUAUCGCUGGUCUUCUUUUAAUUACAAUUAUCUUCAUGGCACUCAUAGUCAUAAGGCGCAGAAUGUUUGAGCAGAGGUUAGCCAGUAUGUCAUGGAAGGUGAAUUAUGAUGAUAUUGACUUCAGUCUUCGAAGACGACCGGGACACUUGAAAUUCGGGAGUAGUUUGGGAACAAAUUUAGGUGGUUCACAAAGGAAACUUUCGAACAGUAUGUCAUUGUCCAAUGCAAAGACAUUUGGUGGCAGUAUCUCAUCAAUGCAGCAGCUUUUCACACAUAUUGGAAGGUACAAAGGUUUAACUGUAGCUGUUCGUACAGUUAGAAAAGACAGCAUAAAGAUCACCAGGGAUAUUCUUCUUGAAAUGAACCAAAUGAAGGAAGUAACCCACAAUAACGUCAAUACCUUCAUAGGGGCGUGUACUACAAGCCCCAACAUAUGCGUUCUAUGGCAGUACUGUGCCAAGGGCAGUUUACAGGACGUCAUUUGGAAUGAAACAAUUAAACUUGACGAGUAUUUUAAGCUUUCUCUAGUGGUUGAUAUUAUAAAGGGCAUGGACUACUUGCACACUAGUAGUAUCGGUUCCCACGGAGGUCUGAAGUCAACAAAUUGUGUCAUUGAUAGUCGCUGGGUGUGCAAAAUUACCGACUUUGGUCUUCAUAAAACUUUCAUGGGGGAGCGUCCUGACCCUGAUAUGACGGAACAUAACCAAUAUGAACGUUUAUUUUGGAUGGCGCCCGAACUGUUGAGAAUGAGGGGGCCGCCAUCUUGUGGAAGCAAAAAGGGUGACAUCUAUAGUUUUGGAAUAGUAUUUAAAGAGAUCAUAUGGCGCAAUGGUCCAUACACUGAGGUUGAUAUCCUUACGCCAAAAGAAAUUAUUGACAGGGUGAAACAUCCUACCGGUGAUAAGUUUUUCCGACCAAUAGCCAAACACAUUCCGAUAGCAGCUCCUGAUCUAGUGACAGAAAUCACCUCAUCUUGUUGGAAGGAAGACCCCGCUGCAAGGCCAUCUUUCAAUCAAAUACUCAAAAUUGUGCAUAAAUAUAGGAAAGGAACGUCAACAAAUAUUAUGGACAACAUGAUGAAGAUCAUGGAAAAGUAUGCCAACAACCUAGAAGAUGUAGUAGCUGAAAGGACGCAACAAUUAGAAGAUGAAAAGAAGAAAACAGAUUCUCUUUUAUACAGGAUGCUACCACAAUCCGUAGCAGAACAACUAAAACAGGGCAAAACAGUAGCAGCUGAAACUUUUGAAGAAGUCACAAUUUAUUUCUCAGAUAUCGUUGGAUUCACAACAUUAGCUUCUAACUCAACUCCUAUGCAGGUAGUAGAUUUACUCAACAGCUUGUACACAGUUUUUGAUGACGUCAUCACUCAGCAUGACGUAUAUAAAGUUGAGACAAUAGGUGACGCUUACAUGUUGGUAAGUGGUCUGCCUGUGAGGAAUGGAAGACAGAACGUAUACGAGAUUGCCAAUUGUUCACUGGAUAUUCUGAGUGCAGUCAUGGGUUUUACAAUUCCUCAUUUACCUCAACAGAAGUUGAGGGUCAGGAUUGGUGUGCAUACAGGUGCUUGUGUAGCCGGAGUUGUGGGUCUGACUAUGCCAAGAUACUGCCUCUUCGGGGAUGCUGUCAAUACAGCUUCUAGGAUGGAAUCGCACGGUGAACCACUGCGAAUCCAUAUCAGUCCAUAUACAUAUAACGCAUUGAAAGACAGCGAACAAUAUGAAUGCUGUUGCAGAGGGGAAAUUAACAUAAAGGGUAAAGGUAGCAUGACAACUUACUGGCUAGUUGGUCGUGAAGGAUUUGAAAAACCACUCCCUGAUGAAAUGCUGCGCAUGCGCAAGAUGAGCAGUUUUGAAAAACACUCACAAGAAGACUCAAAAGCGACAUUUGAAUUACCAUUUCCAGAUGAUUUAUUUGAAGUCCGAAAGAUGAGCGACAUUAACCUAAAUGAUAAAGUAAAUUCACAAGAUAAUGCACAUUCAAGCGAUGUAAUUUACAAUGGUACAUGCAAAGAACAAAGUAAAAAUGUAAAUAAGGAGCAUAAUCGCAACUGUAAUAUUGGAUACACUAAUAUGGGAGUUACUGAUGAGACGAGUUCGAACAAUCUUGUACAAUUGUAA